UUUUAUAAAUAUUGUUGAACUUUAUGUGUGAAAAAAUUAAAAGACUUUUAAAAAAAUAUGGAGAGAAACUUUUCUCAAAAUAGACAUUAUGUGCAGCAUGUACACAAUGACAGCCAGCAGUUUCCUCAUGCUCGGAGGAUGGAUUUUAUGAAUCCUUCGAUGCAAAAUCAAUCUCCAUCAAGAACUGGAAAUAGGUUUUUGCUUCACGAACCAGGAUACCCACAGGCCAGAGGUUCUGGCCCAAAUCAGUAUAUGUAUCCCCAUGGGAAUGCAGAACAAGGAGGAAACAUGGUACCUCCACAACAAGUAUACAGUCAUAGAGUUGGUGUCAACAAUCCAAGGGCAGGAGUGCCCAUGAAUAAUCAGCCCUCUCCACAUGAAAUAAAUCAGGGUCAACAAGACUAUGGUAACUUCAACCAAAACAGAAGACCACAAAAUCAGACCUCAAACUUUCCCAGAGGAAGAGGUACAGCUGCCAGAGCACAUAGUUUAGAUCCUGGAGGUAAUGCAUUUCAGCCACAGAAAUUUCAAUCCAAUAUAAUCAACCAGAAACCAGGAAGUGCACAUCUGCUGAAAAACCCUUCACACAGUACUGAAGGUUUUCCAAUUCCACCACAACAGUCAACUGAAACUGGAAGAAGUCAAUACAGCAGAGCUGGAAGGAUUUACAAAGAUCACUCUGAUGUUGAGAGUAACUGGCAAAAUCAAGGUAGCAAUUCCCAAAUCACUGAAAAGGAAGGAAAAAGUAAUAUCAAGUUACCUAGUGAGAAGAGAAAUGUUAGUGCCUCUUCUGCAAAAAAUAAAAAGUUCAAAAAGUGCAUAUUAUCAGAGUGCCACAACAGUGUUAUUAAUAUGAGAGAUCACAUGUUGAAAUGUCAUCUACCCAAAAUAUUUAAUGUGAAUCUUCCUCUUGAUAAACCUGCUCUAAAUGAACUGCGCAUGCAAGCUUUGACAGAGUUGACGUCUUCAAUUCUUGGAACCACUGCAAACAUAGAAGACCUUUGUGACUUUUUACGAAUGCAAAAUGUCAUUCCCACAACCGUACCAGUUGAAGGAAAAACAGAAGAUACCAUGAGAGCCUUUUGUCGUCAUCACGGAUAUAAUGAACCCAAAGCCUUUCUUGUUCACACAAUAAACAGUCCAGCUGUGCUAUUACAUUGGAAAGCCAUGUCUUAUAUAUUGCAGUACAUAACACCUACUCAGCAGGAAGAGUUCCACAAACUCUUCCAUGCAGAAGGUUUAGAAUUUGAGUGGGAGAUGUUGAAGAACAAAAAACUAAAGCAAGAAAAGGAUCAACGUAGUAAUGAAGUCAACAUCCAUCAUCAGUCAUCUGAUAAUCUAGAAAGGAUUGGGAACGUUGAACCUAAGUUUGAUGUCCCACUGAGUCAGUUGCUUGUGAACCAAAUAGUUCCAUCUUCUCCAGAAAAUCAGUCAGACUCAGGAUUUGGACAGUCCAGAAAAAAUGAUAAUGAACAUGCUGACCUUACAAACCAAGGAACAAAAAAAGAAAAACUGGACCAAGAGCUGGAAUUUUCUACUAACAUCCCUCAAGAAGAGGUCCGUGAUCUGCAAAUGGAGCUUGGAUCAGUCCAUUCAUCAAAUUUUAAAAGUAAUGAAGAGGAUCAGCUGCAGAAUGGAUCCACAGCUCAAAGUGGAGAUGCCAAUGGUUUGAUCAGGUCACAGCGUAGAAGAAGGAAACGUACUCAAAAUCAGAAAAAUAGGAAAGAACGAAAGACACGGAGAAAAAUCACAAGAAAGAGAGAGGCUCGCAGAAUUGAUCGGCAGAUAAAGAGGCUUAAUGCACGUAUUGGUUGUCCAGUCCCGGGAUGUUUUGCAACAACAGAUCUGAAACUUCAUGCUUACAAAUAUCACCUCCCUAAAAUCUUUGAUCUGGAUCUUCCAAAUUCUGAUUCAGAUCUUCAAAGCAUGCGUUGGUUAACACUCCGAGACUUGACCUUUUAUAUUCUAGGUGUAGAUGCUCAUGUUGAGGACCUGCUGGAAUUUAUGAGAACCAAAAAUGUUUUGCCACAAGAGGUUAAAAUAACACCUUCCUUAGAAAUUGCUAUGAGAGCAUUAUGUCAGCAUCAAGGACUGGAGAUCCCUAUGCAAUUCACACUGUGGCCCCCAAAUAGCCCUGCAAUCUUACUUCAUUGGAGAGCCCUUCUGGGACUAUUGCAAUAUGUUUCACCACAGCUUCGAGAUCAGUUCAAAUCUGCUUUUGCUAAAGCAACAGUUGGUGGGUUGAGCUUACAGGAUGUGCACAGUCUUGGUCACAAAGGCCUUCAUUUGUUAAAAGAUGUUGAAGAGACAGCCUCUCAUGUCAAAAUGGAAAGAGAAGAAGGAAAUUUCACAGGCAAUAUCUCGUUUGAUGAAAGUCCACAAAAUUUUAGUGAAAACUUAUACUUUGGAACUGAAAGACCUGACAUUUACCAAGAAGACAGAGAUUACAUUCCUUCUCAUCAAGAACAGCAUGAACAGUUUCAUAGACAAACUCCUCCUGAGGACAUUGAUAGGCAGUACAUGGUUGGCCCAGACAGACCAUAUGAAGAAAUCUAUAUGCCAGAGCGACUGUCCCUAAUGGACAGUCACUUUUACUUUGGGCGUCUCUGCAUGUUGUUUGAUGUAAGAGAUAUUUCUCCAUCUGGUCUGUUGUCAAAUUUAGCAGUUCAUGCACAACCAAAAGUCCCAGCUGACAUUAUAGGUGGAGUCAUGGUCUACAGCAACCCAAAGUCUUUUUCCCUCAGUAAUUUCCCCAAUUACCCUGGAUGGAGAAAUUGCUUUGGAGUGGAUGCAUUAGCCUCUCCUAAUCUUCUGCAGGAAGAGUUUGAAGCCAUUAGUGUCUUGACCAACAGUGCUGAUGCUGCCCUUGGAGACAUUGGUUUGGACCGCUCAGCUCAUAAGGAAUCUUGGGUGGAACAAGAACUGACAUUCAGACAACUUCUUACCCUCAGCACACCUGCUCAACCGAUGAUCUUAAAGGUAACUGGACCCCAAGGGGAUCCAUACAGUUUGGAUGUCAGUUCAAGAGUUAGAGACCUUGUCCGAAGGCAAUGCAGUCCAGACCAACACAUCCAUAUCUGUAACUUCAGGGGAGAAGCAUUAAUGGUGAAGGAAUGGCUAGAGGAUUUUCCAAACUGUUUCUUUGGAUUUUCAAGAAAAGUCCUGGAAUUUGAUGAACAACAAGUGAAAGGGCUCCAAGCAGUGCCUGAUGACCGACUCCUGCUGGAAUCCGAUGUGUCACUGCCUGGUGUUCAACAGAACAUUCUAGAAAACAGUCCUCUAUUCCUUGGAGAAGUGGCAUCUGCUGUGGCAACUAUUCGCAAUGAUACCUUGGAAAAUAUUGCUCAUAAAACUGUGUCUAACACAUGUCGUCUGUACAAUCUCUAAAUUUUCUUGCUGAAUUCAAUUCAGUAACAAAAUAAUUUUUUCUGUCCAUAAUCAAAGAACAAAUACAUUUAGCUUAAGCUACAUUUUACAUGUAUUUGUAAGUGUAAAUAAUUAUUUUAAGUGUGAAUAACAUUCAUUCAUCAUGUCUAUCAAAACAUAAACAUGCAUAUUGAUAAGUAUUUUGUACUCUAGAUGAUUUAUUUGAUUAUAAUGGGUCGUGUCUACUAUUCAAGAUGCUUGCAAAAUGAAUGAAGCAAAGAAUUAAUAAUCAAUAAUAUGUAGAAAUAAUGCAUUAUAUGUAUAUUCAAAUAUUGGCCAGCCUAUUUUAUUUUCACUUUGGAAGUAAUAUGACCCAAUACAUCAAACAAAUUUUGCUUUCUUAAAUUUUGAUGCCCUGUGCACUAUAUACAUGUACCUUUAAAAAAGUAUACCGGGUAUGUAAAAACCAUGAACAUGUAAUUGUGCAUCUGUUUACCUGGAGUAUCAGGUAAAAAUUGGUGCAUCAUGUCAUUUGACAAGUGUCUGGUCUCUAUGAUAUGGCUCAUGCUUUGAACUGCAACACUUAGUCUGUCAGAGUUCAUGAUAAAAGGCAUCUAUUUGUUUAUAGAUAAACUAGUUUAGAUUUUAUUAUAUAGGUACAGAUAUACCUUUCUUGUGUGAAACUAAAGAAUACAAAAAAUAGUAUUUGUUGUACAUGUACUUGUAACAAUAUCAAGUUAAAAAAAUGGCAAAAGUUUAAGAUCAAAUGUAAUGUUUAUAAAUAUGUGCAUUGCAUGUAUAGCUAUAUACACAGUGUACAAUGAUCAUGUCAUUGUGUAAUUAUAGUGCUCAUAGUAAAUAAAGUUGUUCAUUUUCUUUUGUUAGAAUAAUCUCAAUAAAUAACUUGAAUUGAUUUAUCUUGUAAUUGAGGUGGAUUGUGAAAGUAGGAUAAUCAUAAUUUUAUAUUUAUAGAUUUAAAUUUAAUUUUCCUUUGUUCACUGAUUGAUUGGC
This is a messenger RNA of Saccostrea echinata, 4377 nucleotides long. RefSeq lists its product as uncharacterized. The transcript has a single exon. Bases 58 to 3387 code for a protein of 1109 amino acids. Gene Ontology annotation, molecular function: hydrolase activity, acting on ester bonds. Lineage: Eukaryota; Metazoa; Mollusca; Bivalvia; Ostreida; Ostreidae. The record is from RefSeq and is a predicted model, not a curated record.